Molecule: messenger RNA, 537 nt
Organism: Fulvia fulva
Lineage: Eukaryota; Fungi; Ascomycota; Dothideomycetes; Mycosphaerellales; Mycosphaerellaceae
Product: DNA replication complex GINS protein PSF3
Exons: 3
Coding region: 1-537 (178 amino acids)
Biological process (GO): mitotic DNA replication initiation
Cellular component (GO): GINS complex
Source: RefSeq, a predicted model, not a curated record
AUGGCCUCGAAAUACUACGACCCCGACGCCAUCCUCACCGAAGCUCAAAAGGCUCCCUGCACAUUCGAGCUCACUGUACCCGAGCUCAGUGCGCUGAACGCCGGCUCCACGGUCGAGGUCGGCACCAAAUUGGAUCUUCCACUAUGGCUGGCGGAAAUGCUCGCCAUGUCCAAACCUGCGGGACCUUCAUCUUCGUUGGCAUCGAUGGAUGUGCCAUCGGCUCUUGGUCCCAAGGUCAUGGCUGCCUUGGCGGCUGGACCAAAGUCUGUCGACAUUCGUGCCCAGGCUCAGUGGUUCUAUGGUAUGGGUGAGAGGAUUCUGAAUCUGUUCGACGAUGAGGAGCUGGCAGAUGUUUUGAGUAAGACCUUCAGAGAACGUGCACUGGAGAUCGCAGACAAGGCACAGAACACCCGCUCGAUGGGAGAGGGCGAUGAGUUCAUGAGAGGCCUUGAACGCAGCGAGCGCGAACUAUUUCGUGCUGCUCACGAAGGCAACGCUGCUGUCAAGAAGUGGUCCGUCACCUCCAGUCGUCCUUGA